This is a messenger RNA of Drosophila eugracilis, 501 nucleotides long. RefSeq lists its product as uncharacterized. NCBI's taxonomy places the organism in Eukaryota, Metazoa, Arthropoda, Insecta, Diptera, Drosophilidae. The coding region runs from base 1 to 501 and encodes 166 amino acids. The record is from RefSeq and is a predicted model, not a curated record. The transcript has 2 exons.
AUGUCGAAUAUUCAAGUCAAAAAACUGAAAUAUGGAGGAGAUGAGAAGACUCCCAUGCAAACGUGCACUGCAGCACGUUGCCCACUGUCCACGAAUCUAAAUCAAACCAAGACGAAGUUGUCCCAGUUAGUUACCGCUCCAUACUUAAAGGAAAAUCACCAAAUCAUUGGGAAGACAACGCUAUUCCAAGUUAGCGGAAAUCUGCCAACAUUCAAAGACUUCUCUUCUCAAUCAAAGGCCACUGGAAGUCAGCCCAUCUAUAGGAUCAAGCGUGGAAGCCAUGCCCAUGUGGUCAAUUAUAUGAUCGCAGACGAUUUUUUGCUGAAGAAAGACAUGUUCCAAAAGAUGAUCCUAGAUGCCCAGAGGGAGUGUGCCAUCCGCGAGUUUAAUAAGGCCAUCCCUGCCACCCAGCAAAAAAACAAAAAGAUAUUGUCAAGCCAUCAACAGCUCCUGCUUCUUCAAGACAUGUUCCUAAAGAGGAUUCUGGACGUGGCCUUAUAG